GAGAGAGCUCCGUUUUCAAUUCUGCCAAAUCUCUUUAAUAGUUGACUUUUCCUAAAUGUAAUUCGUAAACAACUGCGAAAUCGAAUUAAUAGCAAUAAGUAUUCAUUAGUGAAACAAAUCCUAUAUCCUAAUGAUUCUUUUAUGUCUCUGUCUAUCUAUCUCUUCCAAUAAUUAAAGAUUAAGGGUAUUUUGAUCGCAAAUUUAUAAAUCGUUCACUAAAAGUAAUAUGGCUUUUAAAAUCAAGCAGGAAAAGACAGCUCCUGAACUUGAAAAUGCUAGGUCAAAGUUAGAAGAGGCUUUGCAAUUUAUUGUGGAGAAGACUGAUGAAAGUCCAUCAACAUCAGGGGAUGAGAGCAAUAAAUGUUUGGAUGUGAUUAUAAAAAAGGAGCCGUCACCAGUUUCUUCACCAGCCAAAAAACCAGCAACUAGAACACAAAGGAAACGCCGCCGUAGGGACGAUACGCUGAAUAAGAACACAAAUUCCUACAUAAUGAAGUUAUUUGAUCGUGCUGUAGACUUGACUCCUUUCAAUGAGCAGACCCCUCUAUACCCCAUCUGCCGGGCCUGGAUAAAUAAUCGAUCACUGUUCAGUGACAUCCCUGAGACCAAAGUAGAACCAGUAGUAGAUAACCCUGAAAAUGUGGAAGAGACCGAUAAGGCUUCAGAGGAGGAUUCUACAGAAGUUCGCCACCUGCCGCCUCCCUUCCCCGUUGCCAACUUCGGGAGAGACUUAAAGAUACCCUCCCCUAUUCCACAACCAGAUGAAGAAUUCACUAUUUGUUCUGAUGAACAGGCCAUAGUUCCCAGAGAGUUGUUGCUGGAAAAUCAUUUACAAAGGUGGAAAGCUGUAAGAAGGAAGUGGAAAAGCUACAGAGUCAAUGAAGAUCGUUUCAUCGAAAGUGGCAUAAUAUUGAGAGAGAUGUUUGAAAAAUCUCAAGAAAGAGAUGAACUGCCAGCAAACGAUUCUUGGGAUGCUUUGAAUCCUACCAACUGAACAUUACAACAGUGAUGUAUAAAAUCACAAAUAAACCAGUGAGAAGUAAUCCAUUUGAACUGUCCAGAUUUGCUGUUUUAAUUAUUUAAUUUUCAAAGUGUUGUAGCAUCACUUACUGCAGUGAUUAAAGACAUUAACAUUAUUUGUAUUAUACAUUAAAAUUUUAUUUAAAGCUUGUGCAUAGUUGUGACAGAAACACAAUUUUUAAGGAUUGUGAUUGUUCAUGUAAUUAUUGCUGUGUA
Messenger RNA from Uloborus diversus, 1236 nucleotides. RefSeq names its product protein lin-37 homolog (gene mip40). The record is from RefSeq and is a predicted model, not a curated record. Gene Ontology annotation, cellular component: Myb complex; transcription repressor complex. The transcript is spliced from 10 exons. Gene Ontology annotation, biological process: negative regulation of transcription by RNA polymerase II. Lineage: Eukaryota; Metazoa; Arthropoda; Arachnida; Araneae; Uloboridae. The coding region runs from base 227 to 994 and encodes 255 amino acids.